AUGAGAUUCAUACCGAAUACUGUUACUAGAGUGCCGGAUGUGCACACAACCUGCAAUCGUCGUCUUCGAACAGAGGCAAACCGUCGCAUAUUCGGUACAUUGAAUUUACUGUCAUAUUUGAUGGAAACCAGACCUCCGUGCCGUGGUGGUACGGUGAAUGAUUAUGAAGUGAGGUGCAUGAGCGCGAAAAUAAUCGGAAUGCACAAAGUGGAAGAUGAGCCACCUAAAGAAUAUUAG
Molecule: messenger RNA, 237 nt
Organism: Strongylus vulgaris
Lineage: Eukaryota; Metazoa; Nematoda; Chromadorea; Rhabditida; Strongylidae
Source: the annotation of a GenBank genome assembly